Mus pahari (shrew mouse) is the source of this 1842-nucleotide messenger RNA. RefSeq names its product ring finger protein 215 (gene Rnf215). Gene Ontology annotation, molecular function: ubiquitin protein ligase activity. The transcript has 9 exons. Gene Ontology annotation, biological process: ubiquitin-dependent protein catabolic process. Lineage: Eukaryota; Metazoa; Chordata; Mammalia; Rodentia; Muridae. The coding region runs from base 79 to 1218 and encodes 379 amino acids. The record is from RefSeq and is a predicted model, not a curated record.
CCGGCGCGGCCUGGCUCACUCGGUUCUCCCGGUUUCCCGGACCUUAGACUACGGCCUCGCCACCUCUCCGGUUCGAUCAUGGGCCCUGCCGAUCGCCCCGCGCUGAGGUCGCCAUCGUUGCCGCCCCCUCCCCCAUCGCCGCCGUCGCCGCUGCUGCUACUGCUGCCCCUGCUGCCUUUGUGGCUGGGCCUGAUGGGGCCCGGAGCGGCGGCGGACGGCAGUGAGCCGGCGGCCCGGGAGGGACGGGGCGGAGCCCGCUCAGUGCGAGUGGAUGUGAAGCUGCCGCGGCAGGACGCCUUGGUUUUGGAGGGCGUCAGGAUCGGUCCCGAAGCCGGUCCGGAACCUCUGCUGGGCGGCCGCCUGCUGCUGAUGGAUGUCGUGGAUGCUGAGCAAGAGAUACCUGUAGAUGGCUGGAUUGCAGUGGCAUAUGUGGGCAAAGAGCAGGUCGCCCAGUUCCACCAGGAGAAUCAAGGCAGUAGCCAGAAGGCAUAUCCCAAGGCUCUGGUCCAGCAGAUGCGCCGAGCCCUUUUCCUGGGAGCCUCUGCCCUGCUUCUCCUCAUCCUAAACCACAGUGUGGUCCGAGAGCUGGAUAUAUCCCAGCUUCUGCUGAGGCCAGUGAUUGUUCUCCAUUACUCCUCCAAUGUCACCAAGCUGUUGGAGGCACUUCUGCAGAGGACCCAGGCUACUGCUGAGAUCAGCAGUGGAGAGUCCCUUUCAGCCAACAUCGAGUGGAAGCUGACAUUGUGGACCACCUGUGGUCUCUCCAAGGAUGGCUACGGAGGCUGGCAGGACUUGGUGUGCCUGGGAGGUGCUCGGGCCCAGGAGCAGAAACCCCUGCAGCAGCUAUGGAACGCCAUCUUGCUUGUAGCCAUGCUCCUGUGCACAGGCCUUGUGGUUCAGGCCCAACGGCAGGCGUCAAGACAGAGCCAGCAGGAGCCUGGAAGCCAGGAGGAUCUGUUCAAACGCCGUGUGGUUCGGAGACUAGCAUCCCUCAAGACCCGGCGCUGCCGGCUGAGCAGGGCAGCACACAGCCUUCCAGAGCCGGGCACUGAGACGUGUGCUGUGUGUCUAGAUUACUUCUGUAACAAGCAGUGGCUCCGGGUACUGCCCUGUAAGCAUGAGUUCCACCGAGACUGUGUGGACCCCUGGCUGAUGCUACAACAGACCUGCCCACUGUGCAAGUUCAACGUCCUGGGGAACCACUACUCAGAUGACUAACUGCCCCAGUGGAAAGUCUGCAGUUCGGGAUGGACCCUUCCCAGCCUACACUACAGGAGAAUGGGAUGGACAGACCAGCUAGCCCUAUGGGCAAAGGAAAGGUCCCACCAUGCCCAUGGCGGGUAGAAGGGCCUCACAGCUCCAGGCUGAAGAUACAGAGCCAGGACUCAGCAGGAAAGGAGAAAUCAUUAGAGCCCUUCUCUGCAAACCUGGGUAUUUGUGUCCACCCUCAUAGGCAGCUCCCACAACUCUGGGAAAGGACCUACGGCCAUUGCACCUGUCCCCAGCACUCUGGAGCAUCACUGUUGAGUUUUAUUUAUUGGGGGACCCUCUGGCAGGAACCUGUGUUUUGGGCCAUAGCCUGAUCAAUCAAAGGUUGAUGUUAAAGUGAGCCUGCUCCAUUACCUGCUGCCUGUCCAGCUGGAUUCUUCCAGUCUGGCUGGGAUCAGAGGCCUUAGAAACCAUCUAGUGCUGUAUUUCUUGGUUGGGCUAAAUGAUACUGACCAGGACACUUGAGGCCACAGAAUAUAUGUGGUGCAUCUGCAAGGGCAUCUUUAAAAGGAAAAACAAAACAAAAACAAAAACACAAAACAAAUGUUUGGGUAAGGAAGUUUUAAUAGUAAA